AUGGCGUAUACAGGGCAUGAGUUCAAGGAUUUGAGGAAGCCCAAGGUUCAACCUUCUGCCACAGUCAAGACCACGUUGUUCAUUUUCUUCGUGUUCAUUCGCGCGAUCCACCCCACGGUGAUUGAUGCCUCCAAAAGCAUCGGGGAAGAUGGGACCAAGUUCUUCGCAUAUGGACCUCAGACCGCCAACUUGGCCGAGGUGGGCAUGUCGAUGCUGGUGGCUCAGGCCUUGGCGUGGUGGCGCGGGGAGUGGAUGACAAUUUGGAACCCGGCUCCACUGAAGAUUUUCACGAUGAUCGGCUUCCUUUUCGGUCUUGGGGACUACCUCGAAAUGCGGAGCAUGGUGUCGCUCGGUGGAGGUUCCUAUCAAAUUCUUCUCCAGUCGAGGCUGCUGAUCACUGCACUGAUGCUGUGGCUGGUAAGUGGCAAAGGCCAGACGCCAUUUCAGUGGAAUUUGCUUGCACUCGUCGUGUGCUCCAUGUCUGUGUACAUGUGUCUCGACAUGCACCGUGACACGGACGAUGGCGAUUCAGAUAAGCUGCUGGGGACGGUCAACGUGGUGCUGAAGGUGACAGUGAGCUGCCUCGCUGCCGUGCUCACGGACAGGUACACCAAGCAGUUCAACGAUCCUGUAUAUAUACAAGCAGUGCAGCUGCGUGUCUCGCGGACUCUCCUUCUUGCGGUAUUAGUGUGUUUGGAUGGAAAGACGCUGAACAACGGCUUCUUUCAUGGGUGGGACUCUUGCACUGUCGCUGUGGCCGUAACGCACAUGCUGAAGGCAUGGAGCACACUAUAUCUCCUUGUGUACUUGGACUCCGUCCUGAAGAACAUGGGCGAGAGUUUGGCUGUACUAGGCACUUACCUCAUGGAGGUGCUGCUGCCGAUAUUCCAAACCACAUUCGACAUCCGCACCCUCUUGGCGGUCAUGGUUGUCAUGCUAUCUGUAUACACGUAUGUCAGUUCCAAGCCCGUGGUGACAAAGUCCGUGCAAUUCGAUGCGCUACAGGCUGCGUGA
Messenger RNA from Symbiodinium necroappetens, 1014 nucleotides. Lineage: Eukaryota; Dinophyceae; Suessiales; Symbiodiniaceae. The record is from the annotation of a GenBank genome assembly.